UGCCAUCUACCUUGACAACCAUCAAAAUUUGUGGUUAUAUUUUUUUCUUUACCGAAUUUUAAACAUGUUGGCCUCUCGGGGGGCACAAAUUCUAAAACUUGGUAAAUUAUUAGUGUUGAAACCGGGGAAUUUCACCCAAGCAGUCCGACACGGUCACGGCCAAUGGGUCUAUCGUACAACAAACCCCCACAUUGAUAAACGACUUAUUAUUUGCUCCCAGGCAAUCAUGGGCUUUGCCUGGUGGUGGAUGUUGUGGCACAUCGUUACUGAACCGGGACAUAUUUUGGGCGAGUUUGAGUAUCCUGAUGCUAAUAAAUGGACCGACGAGGAAUUAGGGAUUCCAUCUGAUUAAUUUUGAGAGUAAAAAUAUUAAAAUGUAGAGUGAUUUAUUAAUAUAAUAUUGAAACAGGA
This is a messenger RNA of Onthophagus taurus, 411 nucleotides long. RefSeq names its product NADH dehydrogenase [ubiquinone] 1 beta subcomplex subunit 2, mitochondrial. Gene Ontology annotation, biological process: mitochondrial respiratory chain complex I assembly. The record is from RefSeq and is a predicted model, not a curated record. Gene Ontology annotation, cellular component: mitochondrial inner membrane; respiratory chain complex I. Lineage: Eukaryota; Metazoa; Arthropoda; Insecta; Coleoptera; Scarabaeidae.